UGGAGAAUGCUAAUAAUAAUGUUUCUUCGUUGCAGAAAGCAGUGUGUUGACAAUGGCAGCCAGCGACAAUAAUGGCAAAAAAGUGACCCCUGCACUCCGAAUAAGUCAGCUUGAUGCCCUUGAACUAAACAGAGCCUUGGAGCAGCUAGUUUGGUCCCAGUUUACUCGAUGUUUUCAUGGAUUUAAGCCUGGCCUGUUGGCUCGCUUUGAACCAGAGGUUAAGGGAUUUCUUUGGCUUUUUUUGUGGAGAUUCACCAUCUAUUCUAAGAACGCGACAGUGGGACAGGCUAUUCUGAACAUUCAGUACAAGAAUGACUUAUCCCAGAAGCAAAACUACCAGACGCUAAGCAAGCACCAGAAACUAUGGUAUCUUAUUUGCAUUGUUGGUGGUAGGUGGCUGGAAGAAAGGUGCUAUGAUUUGUUUAGCAAUCGCCCAUUGGAGUCUUUCCAGAAGACCAAGUAUUUCAUUAAUUUAGCAGUUGGAUUCCUCAAACUUUGUGAAUUACUGAACUUCCUCAUUUUUCUUCAGAAAGGAAAGUUUGCUACCCUCACUGAGCGUAUUUUAGGAAUCAGGUCUGUGUUCUGUCAGCCUCAGAGUAUUCGUCAAAUUGGAUUUGAAUACAUGAACAGGGAACUCCUGUGGCAUGGGUUUGCAGAAUUUCUUAUUUUUCUUUUGCCCCUUAUUAACAUGCAAAAACUCAAACUCAGUCUUUCUUCUUGGUCUCUAGCUGUUGCAGGAUGUUCAAAUAAGGAAAAUUCUUUGGCAGCAGGUAGUAAGGAAUGCUGUCUCUGUGGAGAAUGGCCAACUAUGCCUCAUACCAUUGGCUGUCACGUUUUUUGUUACUACUGCCUUAAAAGUAACUACUUAUUUGAUAUGUAUUUUACCUGUCCUAAAUGUGGCAUGGAAGUGCAUGACCUGCAGCCAUUAAAAUACAAGAUAGAAAUGAAAGAGGUGUACACUUAGUAGCCUUUUUGAAGACCCCCCCCCAAAUUCAUAACUACACUUUGUGAAAUCUACACUUUGUGAAAUCUACUGAAUAGUGAUAUUUAAAUAAAGCAUUGCCUCUUAAUUUUGCCUUUUAUAGUUUAACAUAAAAUAUUUUAGCACUGUUUGUAAAAAUGAGCAGUUUUUGUAAAGAAAUGGUGAUUGGUUUUGUCCUAUUUUAUUUAUACUCCCAGAACUAAAGGUCUGAUAGCAAUAACCCCUUCACACAAUUUGCUUCCUGGUUUAGUGCUGCUCCUUACAUGGUGGCAUUACAAACAUCCGGUAAAUAUCAGACAAUCAGAUUUACAGAUUCCUUGUAUCCAGUUCGCAAAUUCCCCUAUGGUGACAUGAUCCUGCAGUAUCACUGUGCCAGUUUGACUUGAGAUGUUUUGCAGCCACCUGCAUGGAACAUUUAAGACAACUUCACCUUGUACUAAAGAAUCACACAGGCUGAAUUGCAGUAUAUCAAUAGGGAAAGGACCACAGAGAACCAGCACAAAGGUACCAAAUUUGACCCACUCUCUUCUGUACAAUAAGGUUGUAUUUAAAUCCUAGAUUACUUGCUAAAGAAAACAGUAUUCUCUACACAAAAGUCUAUUGCAAUGCAAUCCUGUGUGGAGUUCUCCAAUCUAAACUGGUUGAUUUCAUUGGAUUUACAGAUGUAACUGUACAUAGGAUUAUACUGUUCUCCACACAGUACUGUGGCCCACAUUUCAAAUUAUAGUGAACAAUGUUGACUGGGUUUCAUAGAGGUUACACUGAAUAUAGUCCAGUACUAUAUAGCAUAAGAGUAAGUGUUGGAGCAAUAAUUGUAUAGCUUGGAAAAGCUAGAGUGUUUGCAUAAUCUUUGCCUCAAGAAAUUUUGAUUUUUUUUAACAAAUAUUUUUCUUAGAUUCCUGUUUUCAAGGAGGAGGAUGACCUGUCACUAUUGACCUCUUUAUACUCUGACAGUAUCACAGGUUCACAGCUCUGUCCUUAUAGUGAACUGGCUUUGUGUUAAUGUAUGACAAACAUUGAAGGUGGGCAUAAAUGACAGUAUGAUAGCAAGGAACUUUCUCUACAGGAGGUCUUUACCUCAACAGUAACAUUGUAAAGAAGGUAAAAGCACAGUCUUGACUUUCUUCCAAUUAAAUUUGAUUUGGAUCUUAAUUGCUAUUGUAUACUGUAUUCUAACAGUUGACAAUGUAACCUAACAAAGAUGUAUAGAUUUGACGAGCUAAACAAAAAUGACUGAAUAAAAAAGAACCUCUUUUUAAAUGAAA
Molecule: messenger RNA, 2247 nt
Organism: Heteronotia binoei (common prickly gecko)
Lineage: Eukaryota; Metazoa; Chordata; Lepidosauria; Squamata; Gekkonidae
Product: peroxisome biogenesis factor 2-like
Biological process (GO): protein import into peroxisome matrix
Cellular component (GO): peroxisomal membrane
Molecular function (GO): zinc ion binding
Source: RefSeq, a predicted model, not a curated record